Molecule: messenger RNA, 1398 nt
Organism: Labeo rohita (rohu)
Lineage: Eukaryota; Metazoa; Chordata; Actinopteri; Cypriniformes; Cyprinidae
Gene: pgls
Product: 6-phosphogluconolactonase
Exons: 6
Coding region: 112-873 (253 amino acids)
Biological process (GO): carbohydrate metabolic process; pentose-phosphate shunt
Molecular function (GO): 6-phosphogluconolactonase activity
Source: RefSeq, a predicted model, not a curated record
ACCCAGAAUGCAACAAGAGGCAACGUUCGCUGCGAUUGGACGUUGGUCAGAUCGCAUGAGGGGCACGCAAAGGAAACCUUACUACUAAAAAAAAAACAUUCCAAGAGAGUGAUGUCUGGACGAAGAGUGGUGGUUUUCCCCUCAGUGGCCGAGCUUGGACCCUCUCUGGCCCAGCUGGUGUCCUCUCGAGCAGAGAAAGCUCUCAGCACAGGUGGAAGCUUCUCUCUGGGCCUUUCAGGAGGGAGCUUAGUGUCCAUCCUUGGUAAGGAGCUGCCUGCUGUCCCAAGCCUGGACUGCAGCAAAUGGCUCAUCGGGUUCUGCGAUGAGAGACUUGUUCCUUUCAGUGAUCCUGAGAGCACUUAUGGAUUAUAUAAGAAUCAACUGUUUGAGAAAAUCAACAUUCCAGAAGAUAGGAUUUUGGCUAUAGAUCCUUCUUUACCUGUGAAAGAAUGUGCUGAUGAUUAUGCUGGCAAACUGAGCAAGGCUUUUAACACGGGGGAAAUUCCAGUUUUCGACAUGCUGUUACUGGGAAUGGGACCAGAUGGACACACCUGCUCUCUCUUUCCAGAUCAUCCUUUAUUACAGGAAACCCAGAGAACAGUGGCGCCCAUCUCUGAUUCCCCCAAACCACCGCCUCAGCGUGUCACUAUGACAUUACCGACGGUUAACGCUGCUCAGUGUGUAGUGUUUGUGUCAACUGGGGGCAGCAAAGCUCCUGUACUCAAGCAAGUAUUGGAGGGUGGAGAAGGCCCUGCACUUCCAGCAGCUUUGGUCGCACCUAGACAGGGAGAACUCUUCUGGUUAGUGGAUGAACCAGCAGCUGCCUCUCUCACAUCUCAGAUGGAGAGGCCAGGUCCUGGGGCAAAACUCUGAAUUUAGAGACAGAACUGAGACAGAACUUGUAGAAACACUGUCAGGUAUUCCAAUGGAGUCCUUAAAAGCCCUAUGUUUGCAAAGAUUUUUUCUUCACAGCACUUCCGAAAAUUAUCAUUAUAAUGAUAAUUAUUACUGCAAUUAUCGUUAUGACUGUGAAUGAAGCUUUCAGAAAAUGGAAACCAAAAUGGUUGAAUGAAUACAUCUUAUAUAUAUAUAUAUAUAUAUAUAUACACACAGUAGUCAACAUUUGAAGUGGAUCAGAAAAGUUCAUCAAAAUUGCCCUAAGACAAGAAUAGGUAUUUCUUUGAAAGGUUUUGAUCCACUUCAAAUGUUGACUACCAUAUGUAUAUAUAUAUAUAUAUAUAUAUACAUACACACAUAAACACGGUUUACUAAUACUAUGUUACCAUAGCUUUAUUAUAAUAACAAUGACUGUAUUUUGUUGAAAUAACAUGAUUACCUUGGUACAUUUUUGUUAGAUUGCCAAAAAAAUGUAAUAAAAUUGUACAAGUUUAACAUCCA